Punica granatum (pomegranate) is the source of this 1375-nucleotide messenger RNA. Lineage: Eukaryota; Viridiplantae; Streptophyta; Magnoliopsida; Myrtales; Lythraceae. The record is from RefSeq and is a predicted model, not a curated record.
UGGGUUCGUUGGCAGAAGGAAAAGAGGAGAGAGAGAGAGAGAGAGAUGGUUAGCUCAACGAACGCUUCAACCGCAACAUUUUCCGGCCUUCGCAUAAAUGCGUCAAACCCCUCUCCCCCUCCCCUCCCCCCUCCCCCCUCUCUCUCUCUCUACUUUCUCUCUCUUCGGGUCCCCCAAAAACCCCUCUCCUACCCGUCGCAUUCUGCCACCCGUCGCAUUCUCCGCCCUGCACCUCCGCGUUAGGGUUUCACGUCCCCGUCGUCUUCCCCACCCGCGGUGGCUCCUCCGAACUCCACCACCCCUGCAGGAGGAGAGCUCAACGGAUAAUUGAGAGAGAGAUAGUGGAGGAUCAUCCCGCUCGCUGCAUUGGAGAUCUGAGCGGGAGUGCAGCAUUACCGAUAAGAUGAGCGCGUCGAGGUUCAUAAAGUGCGUUACUGUUGGCGACGGUGCCGUCGGUAAAACCUGCCUGCUGAUCUCCUACACCAGCAAUACCUUCCCCACGGAUUAUGUCCCCACUGUAUUUGACAACUUCAGUGCGAAUGUCGUUGUGAAUGGAAGUACUGUAAACCUGGGAUUGUGGGAUACAGCCGGACAAGAGGAUUACAAUCGAUUGAGACCUCUGAGUUACCGUGGAGCAGAUGUUUUCAUCCUGGCAUUUUCCCUCAUUAGCAAAGCCAGUUACGAAAAUGUCUCCAAGAAGUGGAUUCCAGAGUUGAAGCACUAUGCUCCUGGUGUGCCGAUCAUUCUUGUUGGUACAAAGCUAGAUCUCCGAGACGAUAAGCAAUUCUUCAUCGAUCAUCCUGGUGCAGUUCCAAUCACAACUGCACAGGGAGAGGAGUUGCGGAAGCUUAUUGGUGCUCCUUCAUAUAUCGAGUGCAGUGCAAAGACGCAGCAGAACGUGAAGGGGGUCUUUGAUGCAGCCAUAAGAGUGGUGCUCCAACCCCCAAAGCAAAAGAAAAAGAAGGGAAAAGCAGCAGGUUGCUCCAUAUUGUGAUAGUCACUUGGACAAAGGAGUCGCACGUUUUCCAUAGAUAAGAAUCAAUCAGCCGCAUCUGUGCCCUGUUCCUGCAUCUCCCUCUCGAUGCUCCAAAGCUGCUAUUUCCUCAAUCUCAUGGCACCGGUGGACAAGAAUUUUCAUCUUCAUUGUGCAGCUUGCUGGGUAUUACUCGCAGGUCUCUACCAGUUUUAAUGUCUCGGUCGUCUUUGCUCUCAAUAUGGUCUAUUUUUCUGUGUAUUAGCAGACUGCAGACAAGCAAGAGUUAUAAAUCUUUUAGCAUCUGUUCCUGUAACCUGUAAGGCUUUUCCUCUAUAUGUUUUUUUUUUGUUAUUCACUUCUGAACACUUUCUGAUGCAAAUCAUUAGUAUUUGUCUGUCU